Messenger RNA from Episyrphus balteatus (marmalade hoverfly), 2810 nucleotides. RefSeq lists its product as uncharacterized. The record is from RefSeq and is a predicted model, not a curated record. The transcript has 3 exons. NCBI's taxonomy places the organism in Eukaryota, Metazoa, Arthropoda, Insecta, Diptera, Syrphidae. The coding region runs from base 415 to 1155 and encodes 246 amino acids.
UAUCUAAUGAAAAACAAGCAAAAAUUAAUAGCGUUUUUUUAUAAAAAAAGAGGAUGGCUAGCGCCAAUGCGCCUUCAAGGAGUUAUGUAGGUAUACUUUUUCGCGAAAAAGAGAGAGGAGUAAAUAGAUACAGGAAAGGGUUAUGUAACCUGUUAUGCAGAAGCUGUGACUUUUGUCAUGUUUGUGUAGGUGCAUUUCAUUUUCAAUGCAAAAAACAACUGUUGGGAUAGAAAUAAGUUCAUUAUUCGUAAUAUUUGGCCGCGAUUGGGACGUUUUUUAAAAGUGCUAGCAUUAUUGUGUCUUUUUAUUAAAAUAACAAGUGUUUUAGUGGAAACUAUUUUGAAAUCAAUUUGUGUUGAUUUUAUUGAUACAGACAAUAUUUUGCGUAUCUAGUUGAUUUGUGUUUGAAGAAUAAUGAGUUCUAAUCCAACUCGUUUAUCAAGAGUUUUCGGAGCAAAAAAGGGAAAAAAGGGAAGGGGAAACAGAAUAAAUAAAAGUUUUACUGCGAGCCACCCUGAAACGGUUACUUCACCAACUGAUGUAGAACCACAGGGCGUUGAAAACUUCGAAAUACCCGUCGAAAUCGAACCCAAUGAAAAUAAUUUUACAUUCUUACCUGAAGGUAGACGGAUUAUAAAUCUUACCAGUUUUCUCAAUGGAUUAAAAAGUAUUUCCAUGCAUAGAAUCAAUUUUGGUUGCACAUUUCUAAAUUUAAAUCUUAUUCAAGAAAUCCGGAAAGGUUUAAAUUCUAAACUUAUAUUUAAGUGCAAUAUGUGUAACAUGGUUUUCAAUAUGUUUACGAGCGAUCUGGAAGAAAAAUCAAGUGAAGAAAUUCACAAGGAAAUCGUUUCGGGAACAAUGUUAGCUGGAAAUGGUUACACUCAAUCUAAACGUGUUCUUGAAGCUGUCAACGUUCCGUUUAUGUCCCCGAGAUCAUAUCGAAAAUUUGAAAACAAGACAAAAGCAGUAUGGAUCCAGUCUGCCGAGAAUCAAAUGAAGGAUGCAAUCGAAGAAGAAAAGAAGAUUGCUUAUGAAAAUGGAAAUAUUGACGAAGACGACAAGCCGUUGAUUACGGUAGUUACGGAUGGAGCAUGGUCGCACAGAUCAUAUGGAACUAAAUAUUCAUCCUGGUGUAGCAACAAUAAUUGGUUUUAACACUAAGAAAUUUUUAUAUUAUAACGUCAGAAACAAGUAUUGUCAUUUUUGUCGGCUCAACGAAACAAAAAACUCCCCACCUAAAGACCAUAUGUGGAGCAACACCAGGCGGCUUAGUAGGCGAAGAUGGCAUCUGUGAAGUCAAAUGCCCAUCAUCAAUCAAAAUUUGACUAUAAGCGAUGCAGUUGAAAAGAAAAAACUAAAAUAUCUUCAGAAAAGCGGAGAUACUUUGUACUAAAAAAAAACGACGAUUAUUUUUAUCAAGUGCAAGGACAACUCCACAUUUCAAAACAAUCCCAUUGUUUUUUGGUGUAUGGACAUCAUGCGAUUUCGUUUAGGGUCAAUGUGGGUAAAUGUAAACAGGGGUAAAUGAAAAUAUGGCUCAAAACAAGCUUCAGUUAAAUCUAUUUGAUGCAUACAUAAGUACAAACCGCGGACGCAUGUAUCUUUUAACUUAUACGUCAAGCUCAUUGCUGUCAAGAGAGAAUUCAUUCGACGAGCGUAUUUUCCGUGAAAGAUAAUUUUUUAAAGUGCCAAACAAGUCGUUAGUCUUUCAGAAAAAUUAAAUAUUUUUGCAGAUUCAAUUAAGUCAGUAUAAUUUGCAAAUACUUUUUUGUUUUUAAUUUUGAUGUAGAUUCUAUGUGAUACAAGCAAAUUUUAAAAUACAGGACAUUUAUGUCGAUUUGCAUGUGUUUACAUUACCCCAGAAUAUUUUUCAUAAUGGGUAAAUGUAAACAACGUAUUCUGGGGGUAAAUAUAAACAAACAUUUUUGGUGAAAUUAUUGGUUUUAAUAAAAAUAAAGUAUUUUUAGUCAAUUACUAUUGCUAAAGUGCCGCGGAGUCACAUUUUAAAGUAGCCAACACCAUCAUUUUCAGUAGAUGAUGUUGCAAAAUCGGUCGUUGACGUAAAAAAACGAAAAAUAUGACGUUCAGAGCUGCUCAGGAUGCAUAUUGGGCGCCUAUAUAAAGAAUCAAAGGAAGAAAACAAAAACUUUUAUUGGAAUUUGAAAAAGUUUUUGUCAAAUACCUUCUUGAACGUUUUUCAAGUUGUUAUCCAUAUGAUAAAGAGGAAAUUCUAAAUUUUAAACCACCGUUUACAUUUACCCCGAAUUUGCAAAAAAACACAAACAUGGUGGGGUAUUUGUAAACAUGCCAUAUUUGACAGUAAUGUAAACAAUUUGGGAAAUAUUUGUUUAUAUUUAUAAAGAAGAAUUGCCAUCAUUUCAUUUUUGCAUUUGAAGAUGCCAUUCAAGUUGUUCCGUGAAAACAUAAAAAAAUCUAAAGUCGAAAGAAAAAAAAGACAUGAAAUUGCUUACAUUUACCCACAUUGACCCUAUAUAAAAAUACAUAAAGACGACUCAUUUGGGAAGCGAAAUAAAAAACAAACUACUUAAUUUUUAUGAAGAUCAUUUUCUAUUGGAAUUAUGUGAUCCAAUGAUUCCAAGAAGUAUGAGGGUAUGGAAUACGUAAUAUAACAGCAAACGAUCCACCUUCUAUUAGAAUAUUAUUACUUUUCAAAACUAUGCGUAUUUUUCUAAAUCUGUAACACUAUUUUCUUUUUUCGUUCCAUACCUUCAAAUUAAUUUUCAAUAUUCAGUAAUAAUAUAUCUAAAGCAGUCUAAGAUUUAAAUUGUUUUUUUUUGUUAUAAGGAAUA